Bemisia tabaci is the source of this 5678-nucleotide messenger RNA. It is a transcript of the gene nsl1, whose product is annotated as non-specific lethal 1. Gene Ontology annotation, molecular function: histone acetyltransferase binding. Gene Ontology annotation, cellular component: NSL complex. The record is from RefSeq and is a predicted model, not a curated record. NCBI's taxonomy places the organism in Eukaryota, Metazoa, Arthropoda, Insecta, Hemiptera, Aleyrodidae.
UGUCUAUGUGUUAAAUUCAAGUUAUUUUGAGUUUUACUAGUUCUCCUCCGACUUUAGUGAUUAAUGAUUGUUACUAUUUUCAGUUAAAUCAAUAACAAUCUUUUCGAUUCCACCUUUUUAUCCGCAUUAAUCUAUUUUGAGUUUAUCUACUACAGCCUGAGUUUUGACUAAUGGGCCAGGCUUUGUCAUCGAACAACGCGACGGUAAUAGCUUCAACGAGACGAAGUGUAGCGGCUUGUGUAAUAUCGCGAAAAUAACCGAGUACGUGUUUAUUGUCGCGUUUAAGCUACAGUUCGAAAUCUAUUUCGAGUGAUCUUCCAAACGAAGGUACAGUUCGCAAGGUUUAUCGACCAGUGUUUGUCGCUCAAAACGCGAAUGGUGAUGCAAUGGAUUUUCCCCCCGAGUGAGCGGGUUUUGUCAGCUCAUGCAACGCAAUGACCACCCUCCGUCACGUGGGAGUGAAUCUCUAAUCCAAUUAAUUUCAUCGCGAAAUAUUGCGCCCGAUGCCCUACUUCAAAAUUCAUGUUUCAGCUUUUAAUGUCAUACAAUAUUGUACCGCCAAAAGGUAACAAGAUCCGGCAAUUUGUAAUGUGAUCAAUUGUGACCGCGAGUCCGUGUCGGAUCUGGAGCACGCUCCGACUUUCGGCUGCGUGUUGUUUCUAGUAAUCCUUUGUAUUGAGCCUGGCUUUCGUCGAUAGUUGUUCGCACCGAAAUUUCGCGUGUUUAAUGCGUUUGUGUGCUUGUUUCGUCUUGUUUUUGACUAAUAUACCGGCAACGAUAUUGAUUUAACGUGUUUCGGUUCGUGUGAUAACCUUUUUAUUUUGUCUAGAUCAAAACAUGUUUCAUCAGAAAUGCACAUCGAGUGUCUUCAGACCAUCGUGUAAUUGUUUACCAAUACGAACCAGUAUUCUUUGUUUUCUCCAGUAACUAUGACUUGAUUUUAAUUCUUUUUAUGCAAGUGUAGAACCCGAAAUUCGUGAAUGUAGACUGUGUUCAGUGCGGAAUCCCAUGUAUGAAUGGGAACUCAGGUUGCCUUUUUGAGGCGUAAUCAAUGUUGUCAUGGCCCCUGUCCCAUCAGAAAAUGCUCGGUUUGAUUCUCUAAAGCAGCAUCCUAUCGACGCAGUGUUGUCUUUGAUAAAACUCAAAUCAAAGCAGAAACCAAGGAGCCAAAGUGAUCCAACCAAGGAUUCAUCCUGCGAGGAAACAGUUGAAUCUCUCUUGCCUGUUAACUGUGAGUAUGACGUGCAGUUGAUGAAAUUGUUACAGUCUCAAAGCAUUUACAAGUCUGAUAUUGACUCUCUCUACAAAUCCAAUGAUAAUUUCUCCCGAGUUCUGUGUGCGAAAAAUCAGCUAAAUACUAAGUCGCCUACGAAGGCCUCGGGAAUCAAGUCGCUUCAUAACAGUGCUGUGAAGCCGAUAAUGAACAAUAGUGACAUGCCUAUGGGUGAUUUGAAUAACAUGGGGCUGCAAAAAUCUAAUUCAGAAAUUCUCGGUCAGGAAACAAGCCUGUUCAUUAAAGAGAAGAGCUAUCCGAACGACAUGGAACAGUUACUGAAGCAACUUGGACCCGACAUGCUCCCUGAUUGCAAUAGUGCUGAUGGUGCUGGUGAUAUUGAAAAUGUUGAAGAGAUAUUUCAAGCUAUUAAGAAUUUUGAAUCUAACAACACCUCCGAACCAAUGGUUUGCGGUGACCCUGGCGAGAUGGACAAUAUGGUCUCCGAGGCGAAUGAUGACAAUGAAGUCAUUUUUCCUAUGGCUGACUCAGCUGACAUUGCUGGCAGCCUUUCCAACUUUUUCAAUGAUGUUGACAUGAUGGGCAUCUGCGUUGAUGACAACGUCGCAGAUAUCCAGUCUGGGAAAGAUGCCAAAUUGAAAGACACAUUGAAUGAAAUGCAGAAGAGACAGUUUCACCUGCAGCGGAAAGAAGAGUGGCUGAAGCGUAGAAUGCACAAAAUGCAAGCUAGGCAGAUGACGAAACAAGCAAGUGAAGAUGUUGUCAGUUUUCUAGAGUUCGCUAGUAACUCAUCCGGUGAGACUGCAUCUUUAAGACCUUUGCUGAACUGUCAAAAUGCCCUAACCAGCGACUUGAAGGCGUUGAGGAAGAAGAUGCCGUAUGCCAAUACUUCUAUAUUUUUCCGUCGCCUGGAGCAGUCUUUGAAACAGAGGCACACAGUGCCCACCCUCAAAUCGUCGGUCAAAUAUUUUGGGUCUGGUCGAUCGAGCAGUGUGUCGAAAGGUGUGACAGUUGUUACACCCAAGUUAAGUGCGGAAGUGCGAUCAGAAUUAGAACGGGUAGCUGGAACUUCACUGGCACAUCUGGAUGCGGUUCAACGCGCCCUUGACUCGGAUGCCACUGCCAGUAGCUCUGGUGCGGAGAGCUGUGAUGAAAUGCAAAAUUUCAACAACCAACAUCAGCAGCAUCUUCCCAUAGCCAAAAGAAGCCUGUGGAAGUAUGUCAAAGAAAGGGCCUUGAUUGGAAGCAAGUGGGUAUGGCUGCAAGCUCAAAUUGCUGACCUACAAUACAAAAUUCGGGAAUACGAUGAGUUUCUUAGCAAAGUCAAAGCAACGAAAAAGUGCGUUGAGCUGAAGCCAGAAAGUGCGGCGAGUAGUAGUAGUGUGGUUAUCAAUGGUUAUCAUGGCAGUUUGCCUGGUGCUGUUCCCGGUUCGAAUAAAGAUGAUGAUGAGAGUGCGAGUCAUUGUGCCCGGACGCAGCCAUUUUGUCGGAGUUCAUUUUCAAAUCGUAAGCUUGGUCGUGUCUCGGAUAUUUUUAAAGUUAGUAAGAAGCCAAUCAAGCGAUCAACAGUCAUGUGUAGGUGCACUUCUUCGUUGUCGUGUAUUCUGUGUGCGGGAUCGGUUGAUAAACCAACGCUGGCGCCGAAACAGUUGCCUGAUAGUUCCCUCCCAGAAAGGAUUGCUGCUCUAGACCCCGGCUUUCAUCCCAUCUUGUCUUUUAGUAGUGAUGUAUCAUUAUCUACUCAUCUAAAUUCAUUAAUGCGGGUACCAGAAUGGCAGCAAGGCGUUUCUCGAAUGAGCAUAAAAUCGUACUCGUCGAGAAGUGUGGAUUCAAGCAGCGACUCGGUGAACCCGGAGAAGAGACUGAAAUUGGCGCCCUCUGUAGAGAUGUUCCAACAUAGGAAGAAACUUAAUACGCUUAAAAAUUCCUCAAUUCAUGGCCCUGGCAUGAAGAAAAAACCUGGUAUUAGGGGUAGGAAGCCCAAGAUUUUAAAGGAGAAUCUGGGUUGUCAUUCUGUCGAAAAAGUCAAAGCGAAACGAGUGGCGGUGAGAUCGAUGGACGACGAGCAGAUACUUGUUUCAGAGACUGGCUCAGACAUCCACGUUUCACCCCCUGCAUCGCCCGGGCACAACCAAAGCGCGUCUGUCGCGAAAGCACCUGACAGGAACGAAUUCACCAGGCGAAAGCGGGAAAAUUCGUAUGACAUUGACAACAUUGUCAUUCCUUACAGUGUGGCUGCGAUGACAAGGGUAGAGAAAUUACCUUAUAAAGAAAUUUUGACACCCAAGUGGCGAGUCAUUGAGGAGGACUACCUCACAGACGCUAAAAACAAUGAUGUUAAAACACCUAGUCAAGAUAGUGAUUGUGAAGAUAUUAGCGAUGAUGCUGUCGCAUUGAGGCACGAGCGCUGUGAAAAAGAAGAGCGUGCCAAAUUUAGAUCCUACCUCAUUAAGCCUUCCGGCAUGUCAAGACCCAGGCACAGGAGACUUGAUAAUCCUGACUCAAUGGAUUUCGAGAGCAGUUCACCGAUGACGACACCUCCUGCUACUCCUCAGCCUGUGAUUGAUAACUUCUGUGAUCAAGUUACAUUGCGAAAGCGUGCUCCCUCUGUAACGAAAAAGGAAAAAGAAGAUGUAAAUAGCCCUAUUGACUGUGAUGAACAGGUGGCACCCUAUGAACCUCGAGAGUUUCCCCUAACGGAGGAAACAUACAAGAAAAUGUUAGAGGACAAUAUUGAAAUAGCCAGAAGUAUUCGGUAUACGCCUCAAUAUUUCCCAAUAACAAAUCCUGACGAUGGAUCAGAGCCAAGUCGCAAUGCUUCGUCUGCUUCUUCGUCAUCAGGGAGUGGUGACUCCCUGAACAUGAUUCCUGAAGAUAUGAAUGACCCCGACUGGACAUCCGGCCUCAGCGCACGUCGAAAGGACAAACUGUGAACUCGCUCGGAGCGAGUUUUCUCUGUAAAGUUGCCUUUUCAUUCCUGUGUAAAUCUCCCCAAUUUGUUUGUUUAUUGUUGGCAUUGUUAUUUACUCACUGACUGAGCGUCAGUGAACAUGAUACGAAACUUUCACCCCCUCCCCUUCCCCUCCCGUACCCCCCACUUGCACUGUUACCAUUCAGUCGUGCUCUGAAGGAAUAAAAGAAAGAAAAAUUCCGUAUCAAAUUUUAUCUGUCCUACAACUUUGAAUUUAAGCUAUUUAUUUUUAUAGUUCCCAUAUCUUGUAAAAUGUUAUGUAAAUAUUGUUUGUACAAAGUUGUAACCUUUCUUUUUCCUUUUUUUACUCUUCCUCUAGUGUAAAUUGUGAUUCCAUUAUAUAAUUAGUUUUGUAACUAUCUACUGUUUUAACAAUAAGGUCUUAAUUUAUCUGAAGGAUGCUUCAAAAAAAUGAAAAAAGAAGAAAAAAAAGAAAUAAAUAGACUUAAAAAUCAACAAAAAAAGGUUCUUUUUUUCCUUCCCCUCUUCGCUCUGAUGUAAGCUCUCCUUCCCCUUGUUGUUCAUUUGUUCCUUUUUAAUUUUUUCUAAGUGUAGCUAUUACAAAUUAUUUUACAGUUAAUAUUGGAAUGGUAUUGUUAAAAUGCUAACUAUUAAGUGUCGUUUAUUGAUACACUUUGAAAUGCUCUUACCGGUUAUUCUUUUUCUUUGAUUCUGUACCAUCAGUGAGAACAGAAAUUGCAGUAGUCUGAGUCGUAGAUCUUAUCAAAGUCAGCGCUUCAACAUUUUGACAUCCUCCAACAAAUCGCCACAUUUGCUAAAGCAUAGUAUUGAGACUAGCAAUCCUAGCAUCUUCUUGCGAUACACGUUUUAAUGUGUGAGAACUCUUUGUUGUGCCAAAAUUUCGAAAAUUAGUAUGUGGUUUUACUGCUGUACAGAUGUAGUGUAACGCCAGUUUUUUAUUGUUAAUGCUUGUUAACGUUUUAAUCGUAAAAUUUGAAACAGUCUCCCUACAGGGGUUAUUCCCUACCGUUACAUUGUAUGCAUAUCACGAUUUUGCUGCUUGAAGCUUAAAUUCGCCAAGCAAAAUUUAGCCCUUCUAAAAUUGACCCACUUAAAUUUUUAAGUAGUUAUGCAAUCGAAUGCUGACCGAUAAGUUCCCUCUUUGACUCCAGCUACAGUAAUUUCAGCCUGUUACAAUUUUUUGUUUCUAAUGGAGAUCGAAGCGAUUUUUUGCAAUCCGUAGGAUGCUUUUAGCUUUUAUCUAUUAUGUUUUAUUUAUAGUUGGUAGUAUUUUUUAAAAUUUCUAAGAGUCUGUUAGUGUUUUCCUUUUUCAUAAGCAUCUGUAUCAGAAAGGAAAGAGGAGGAUUUUGAAUUUAGAUAGAAGUUAAAACCAUUAACCAAGCUCAUAUGAAUCGUUAAUUAAAUGAGUGCUAGGUAAUGCUCCUGCUCUAAGAUUGUUAACACCUGUGUCUUCGGUGUCAAAUAAAUUGAAUAAAUCUUAUGCCAUCUUAA